This is a messenger RNA of Strigops habroptila (Kakapo), 4766 nucleotides long. It is a transcript of the gene MEGF9, whose product is annotated as multiple EGF like domains 9. Gene Ontology annotation, biological process: axon guidance. The coding region runs from base 132 to 1685 and encodes 517 amino acids. NCBI's taxonomy places the organism in Eukaryota, Metazoa, Chordata, Aves, Psittaciformes, Psittacidae. The record is from RefSeq and is a predicted model, not a curated record. Gene Ontology annotation, cellular component: basement membrane. Gene Ontology annotation, molecular function: extracellular matrix structural constituent. The transcript is spliced from 6 exons.
GGGGCGCGGCGGGUGCCGCCUGCGGGGCGCUCGGGGCGGCAUGGCCGGGUGAGGCGGGCGGGAGGGACGGAGGGAGCCGCCGCUCCCCGGCCCCUCUCGGUGGAGGAAGGAGCGCCUGGAUGAAUGAAUGAAUGAAUGGCGGAGCGCCGCGCCGCAGCAUGAGGCACCGGCCGAGGACCGCGCCCGGGCUCGCCCUGCUCUGCCUCGCCGCCCUCCUGGCUGCCGCCGCCGGGCUGCCCUCCAGCACCGCGCCGCCCUCCGAGACCGGCAGCGGCAGCGGCGGCCCCGCUGAGGGCAGCCCCGGCACCGCCGCGCCGCCGGUCCGGACCCGCGGUACCACCGCGCCCGCCCGGGGCAGCCCGCCGCCGCCGCCGCCGGAGGAGGAGGAGGAGGAGGCGGCGGCGGUAGCGGAGGAGGAGGAGGAGGACGAAGAAGAGGAACAGGAGGAGGCGGCCGCGGGCAGCGGCCCCGCAGGAGACCUGUGCAACUGCAGCGCCGUGGGCAGCGCCAGCGCCGAAUGCAACAGCACCACGGGGCAGUGCCCCUGCCUCGAGGGCUACGCGGGGCUGCGCUGCGAGACCUGUGCCCAGGGCUUCUUCCUGGAUCCGAGGAGCCAGCGGUGCCAUCCCUGCGGAUGCAGCCCCACCGGUUCUCUCAGCGCCCAGUGUGAUGGCUCUGGGAAAUGCCAGUGUAAAGCUGGUGUCACGGGCCUGAAGUGUGACCAGUGCAGUGAUGGAUACUACAGGUUUAAUGAAACGACGUGUGAGCCGUGCCAGUGCAACAACCACUCCAAGACCUGCAACAGCUCCACAGGCAUCUGCCUGCACUGCCAGGGGAACACCGAGGGAAACCACUGUGAGCUCUGCAAGGAGGGAUUCUACAGAAGCACCCAUCCUGCCCACUCCUGCCAUCGCUGCCCGUGCUCCACCGUGGCAUCGACCGGAACCUGCCACAUACAGCCUGGUGAAAGUGCCCCAAGGUGUGACAAGUGCAAAACUGGGUACACAGGCCCGAACUGCAACCGCUGUGACAACGGCUACUACAACUCCGACAGCAUCUGCGUGAGGUGUAAGUGCAACGGGAACGUGGACCCAGUGCAGUCACCCAGCGUGUGCCGGCCGGACAGCGGGGAGUGCAUCGGCUGCCUGUACCACACCGCCGGCUUCCACUGCGAGCGGUGUGAGGAUGGCUACAGCCGAGACCUCGACGGGACCAACUGCACCAAGAAAGAAGCCACUCUUGGGCCAGAAACAGGGGAGUUCACAACUUCAGCUCCAAAUGCCACCAAGGCAACAUCCUUUUCAACUGCAGUGAUAAACAGUACGUUGUCACCCACAACUAUACAGAUGCUAUUUCCCAUGAGUUCCUCUGACAACAGCACUUCUGCUUUUGCAGAUGUGUCCUGGACUCAGUUUAACAUCAUUAUCUUGACAGUUAUCAUCAUUGUUGUGGUCCUACUAAUGGGCUUUGUGGGUGCUGUCUACAUGUACCGUGAGUAUCAGAACAGAAAACUCAACGCUCCUUUUUGGACCAUUGAACUCAAAGAGGACAACAUCAGUUUUAGCAGCUACCACGACAGCAUUCCCAACGCUGACGUUUCGGGGCUGUUGGAAGAUGACGGGAAUGAAGUCGCACCGAAUGGACAGCUAACGCUGACGACUCCCAUGCAUAACUAUAAAGCUUAGAAGCAGCGAUCCAGCUAUUCCAAAGUUGGCUUGGAAAAGUUAUGGGGCUUGUUGAAGGGAUAUCAGGAAUCCGUGCCAAGGCUCCACGCAGAGGAAUUUGCUCUUCAGAUACUCUUUAUGCUGGGUAUGCUGUAGCUUGCAGGUGAACAGAGAAAAGUGUAGUACAUCCGAAUUUCAGGUAAUAUGGUGAAGUGCAUUCAGUGUCCUGUUCUCCAUCAAGAUCCACAGAGUUCACUGUUGUUAAAGGCUUGAUGAUGCUGAUCUGAAAUGUUUUUCUUAUGAAGAAGUGGUGGGGUGGAGAAAGCACUACCCGUGACUCAUCAAAAGCUACUUGACAUCCAGCCAACCUAACACUUCUGUCUUCAUCCUUUAGUUUGAGAAGUAGCUCAUGAAUUAAGAGUGGAUUUUCAGGAAAGGCUUCAUAUUAGUUCCUGAUAUAAAUUUGUUUGAAAAGGAGGACAAAGAGAGAAAGGGAGGUGUUCACUGUACUACCAAAAGGCAAGUAGAGGAGUGAGGUGCACACUUGAAAAAAGUCACCAUUAUCAGUUUCCACUAAGCAGGGGAACAGGGGAAAAAUAAAGAAUUAAAACAUUGGAGUUAGGGAAGAGACAAAGCUUUUCCCUUUCGGAGUAUUUAUACAGGGUGAUGAUGCUAUUAAAACAUAGCAAUCCAUUUUGUUUUUUCUAGAAGGAGUUAAUGAACUUGUAUAGUUUCUGUGCAAGGGAAGACGACAAAGACAUCUCAGGGUUGCCGUGUAAAAAGAAAAGCUAGGCUUAAUACCCUACCCUGAUAGCAAUGGUGUGUUCUGUAUAUAAAAUGUAAUAUAUCUUCUUGGAAUUGUAUUUGUAAUUAUUUGUACAAAAAAGACAACCAACCAACCAAAAAAACACCCCUCCCCCAACAACAAACCCAUGAUCCUCCCCUAUCCCCCAAGUCAUAUUUUAUCCUCUAGAUUUUAACUGUACAGCGGUUAGUGGCGUUGUUUAAAAAGGAAACAAAAACUUGAGGGUUGUUUAAAAUACUGUAAAUUAGAUGGCAAUAUUGUUGGAGCUGGGACUCUGGCAAACACCGACUGCUUAAAGCUUUUCUUCUAGUGUCAUUGACUAACUUUCUUUUGUAGAGAACAUACGAGUGCUCCCUACCUGCAUCUGUUAAAUUUCCCCGUUCCUUUAAAUACAGAGUGAAUACCAGUGUUGCCAUGACUAGGGCCUAGUAAGUGUCCUAAAAUUGGAUGUACCAUUCUGUUACUUGCUUUCAAAUCUCCAUACAAAAUGCAAAUACACUGUCAUGAAUGCACUGAGAGCCUGAUCUCGAUGGCUGAGCUUUUCCCAAGUGGCUGCUCAUGGUGUGAGUGGAUCUCAUUCCCAUCUCUCCUGCACUGACAGUGAAAGGGGAGACAUGUCAGAGGGCUGAAAGCAGCCUCUUGGUGGGCAAAAGCAACAAAAUCUGGAUUUGGGUGGGAAUGGCUUUCAGCUGAAGAGCUUCUAGGCUUAAAAGCUAAAAGUGCAUGGAUGCUUUCUGGAAAUGUAUGUAGCACAAGGUGGUGGUGAUGGGGAAUCAGCUGUGUCCCUGAUUCCCCUGAGUUUUGGGGGAGGCUGGUGGACUCUUAGAGGGAGAACAACUCAUGGGGAGCACAGCACAGGAAGGUCACUCCUCACUUGGUGUCUGCCUCAAGGCAGGCACCGUGCCCUCCCUGUGCUGGCGAGCCACCAGGUCCAGCCCAUGGAAAUCAAUACUAUUACAUUUAAGCAGGGUGUGAAUGAAAUCUCUCACCUAACUCAUGAGGAACCUCAGACCUAAAGCUGCAUUGCUGUGCGUGUUGGUGCUCUGCAGGCGAUCGCUGCUGAGGAUAAAUGAAGUACCUGCUAAAGGUCAGCAGGAGCUGACUGAUGCAUCCUCAGAGCCAGGCGAAAGGAAGUCUUUCUCAAGAUGAGAAAUGGUAGGAAGAAUGUGGUGAUUAUUUAUUUGCUUUCUGGUGCUGCAUGGAGGCUUUUCUUAUCAUUGGAGACUUUUUUGGGGAGGGUGGGAAUAGGGGGGAAUAGGUGCUUUAAACACAUGCACAAACAUGCCAUUUCUGCCUCAAAAACUUGCUUGCCUGGUUUAAAGAUGGGGCACAGCAAGUAAGAAGGGAAAGAGUUGAAGAUGAUCAAGGGCAACUGCAAGGGCAGAAUGUGAUACUGAGCUGAUGGAAAAGCUCCUGUUGCCUGCUAUGGGCCUGGGUGAGGUCCCAGAGUUUAGAUAAUUUGGCUGAUGUCAUUCAGAGCAAUGUUACUUGGAGUUAUGAAACAGGGGAGGAGUGGAGGAGAAAAUCUGGAUGUUGCUAAUCCUCGAGUCACUCAUCAAACUUUGGAAGAGCAGAAAAUUUCCUGAAAGGUGUAAUUCUUUAGCAGUGCUGAUUUAGGGAUACACUUGCACUUGGUCACUUCAUAGGGUGGGGAAAGGUGAUUUAGGAAGUGUUAGCUUCUGGGACUAAUGCUGGCAGGCAAAGUGAAGGAUGGACUGUUCACUUUAAUUUUCCAGAAUGUUUUAGGAGUGCUCUUCAUCUUUGCCAAAAAACACCUCUUCCUCAGAUUUUGGGAUGACCGUUGGCUACUUUGGACCAGGAACAGGCCUUGAGUUUUCUCUCACUGUAGAAAUAACAUUAGCAAAACCAGAGUGUGAGUUCAGAUGCUGAGCCCUCCCAGUCUGUGCCUACCACGGCGCAGGAGGUGUUUGCAUCUGGACUGCUUCUGACCUCCAAAUUACUCUCAACACUUCGGGUUUGAGCAGAGGAGGAGGGCAGGAUGCCUCACAGUCAAUGUGCGAGGGAGGGUGGUACAGCUGUGCUGCUGCAGGUCGCACAUCUGGAUGAAGGGAUGUAGAUGGCCCGCACAGAUGUGAUGGGAAGCUUGGCCAGACAGGGGGGACCUGGCUACCUGGGUUUGGAGAGCAGAGGAAAGCACAGGAUGUUCUUUAGCAGGGACUGGAGCACAGCAAGGAUGUGGCACUGGGACAGUGCCUGUCAGAUGGCACAAUGACUCAGCAGGAAAAUCCCAGUCAUCUCCAGCCAACCAGGCCUUUGGCAUAGUGGAACAGCACUUA